Penicillium atrosanguineum is the source of this 1512-nucleotide messenger RNA. RefSeq lists its product as uncharacterized. The transcript is spliced from 2 exons. Lineage: Eukaryota; Fungi; Ascomycota; Eurotiomycetes; Eurotiales; Aspergillaceae. The coding region runs from base 1 to 1512 and encodes 503 amino acids. The record is from RefSeq and is a predicted model, not a curated record.
AUGGCUACUGCACCCCCGGUACCACACCCUGUUCCCGACAGUGGUAUGAAUGGCCAUGGUCAUCACGGUAUCCCACGCUAUCAUCCCAUCGCUAUGAAUCCCAAUCCCCCACCUCAUCCAUCAAUGCCUCCUCCGGAGCAGAUGGUGCAAAAUCACCAUUUCCGCCACUUUGCACCGCCGCCGUUGCACGAUCUUCACCCACACCCUGGUCCCUCGCCGGUGCCGCAACCGCCGAGUCCAAGCUCAUUGGAGCAGAUUGAAGUCCGCCUACGACAAUUGGAACAUGAAGAAAUGAACCGGAUGGCUGCCCGCCAUCAUAUCCUUGCAGUGCGCAAGCGGGAAGAUGAAGAAUUCCGCAGAUUGACAGAAGGCGCCGAAGCCGAAGAAGAGGACCUGCGAAGGCAGAGAAAAAGGAUUAAAAGAGAGUCGAUGGGCUUGAUUCAGAAUUGUACAGUCGACUCGCCGCCAUUGCGGCCUACACCACCGCGCCGGUUGUCAGAGACCAGCGCGGCCACAACACUCGCUUUCUUCAAGCAGCAGAGUCCACCGGAGCCUCGUCAAACUCCUCUUCCUGUAUCACAGCCUCCACCUCCACCUUCUAUGCUCCCGCCGGCUCAUAUGCACCCUCAAUCUCACCCACCUCAUCCACCUCAUCAAGCUCAUCAAGCUCAUCAAGCUCAUCCGCCUCACCAAGCCCAUCAACCUCAUCAACCUCAUCACCCUCCUCCGCCUCCGCCAACUCAGCAGCACCCUAUUGCUCCACACGACCCUUCUGCUGGCCUGGGUUCUAUCCGACGCAAGCAAAAGUACACUAUCAAGAAUGUUGAGGCCUGGGGCGAGCGCCAUGGCCGUCCCGCCGCACAUGAUCCAUCUGGCCGCGCUUUAUGGAAGCGGCCAUCGGAUGGAAGCCUAGUUUAUCUCACAUGUCCUAUUUCAGGCUGCGGGAAAUCAGAUUUCGUCACCCUCCACGGAUUCAUGUGCCAUUUGACCAAAAAACACAAGGACCGCACAUUGGGCAGCCAGUCACGAGCCCUCGAAAUCUGCGGCAUCGUCUACGACCCUAACGCUCCACUCCCACCCAUUAGAGCUAGCAACCGCGCCUCCACGGAGGAGAGCCCGGCAGCAAUGGACCACGACGGCGAACAGCGAGACGACGAUCUCGACUCCGAGGACGAAGAAAUGGAAGACGACCCCCGGGAAGAGUCAUAUCGAGUAAAAACCGAGGUCACGGAACGCUCGAUCCCAGACGCAGAAGACUCCUCGUUACCUCUUGACACCUCUACGCCCCCCAACCCUAUUCUCAACGGAUCCAUUAAGCAGUCCAUUUUAUCCAUUAUCGACCGCACUCCGGAACUGGAGCCGCGGGACGCCCUUGCCUCCCUGCCAACUUCGGAAAGCAUCUCUCAAGGGCCAACGCCACAUCCCGGGCAGACCGUCCCCUCCAAGCGCAAAUACGAGUACUCGCCUGAGAAGGAGAACACCGAGCCAAAGGAGGGAUCUACGCCUGCGUAG